Molecule: messenger RNA, 1952 nt
Organism: Durotheca rogersii
Lineage: Eukaryota; Fungi; Ascomycota; Sordariomycetes; Xylariales; Xylariaceae
Product: putative ferroxidase
Exons: 4
Coding region: 241-1875 (544 amino acids)
Biological process (GO): cellular response to iron ion starvation; reductive iron assimilation
Cellular component (GO): high-affinity iron permease complex
Molecular function (GO): ferroxidase activity; copper ion binding
Source: RefSeq, a predicted model, not a curated record
GGGGGGGGGGGGUGUGGCGGUACCAAUUUUUCACCGCAGAAAGAGUAAUUUAUGUCCUCAUAAGACGCGAGAUCAGCUGUUAAUGUCGCUGUCAACUUGACUUUUAAAAAGUGACGGUAGUGGUGGCCACCUUCAUCUCCUCCAUGCUCUAGGCCGCUACAUUCGACCCAGACGAUCCUCUCUCGGGUUCUCGAGGACCCAUUUCUCCUGUACCAAUAUACAGAGCGCUCGAUUGGCACGAUGCAUAGGGGAUUUCUUCCCUUACUCGUUGUGCUGGCCCAGAUCCCCAGGUCGUGGGCAGGUACGGUGACAUAUGAAUGGAAUGCGACUUGGGUCGCUGGCAGCCCGGAUGGCUUUUCGAGGCCAGUUAUCGGUAUCAACGGCGUCUGGCCUUGCCCGAAGAUCGAGGCCAACGUCGGCGAUACAGUCGUCGUUCGCUUAUUAAACGAGUUGGGGAACCAAACUACAGGCCUUCAUUUCCACGGAAUUAACCAGAUAGGCACGGGUGCCAUGGACGGCUCCGUUGGCGCGAGUCAAUGCCCCCUGGCUCCGAACCAUACCGUUGAAUACCGUUUUUUCGCAGACACGCCGGGUACAUACUGGUGGCACUCACAUAGCAUGGGGCAGUAUCCUGACGGCCUUCGUGGUGCGCUGAUCAUCCAUGACCCCCAAGACCCCUACAAGAACGUGUAUGAGAAAGAUAUCAUCAUCACCCUUUCAGACUGGUUCCGCAAUCAAACACCAUCGCUUAUGUCGGACAUGAUACAGCCCAACAACAUCGGCUUCGCUCCUCCGCUACCCAACAGUACUCUUGUUAACGAGGGGGGGUCCGGCGAACUCUCUGUAGAGCCUGGUAAGACAUACCGCUUACGCCUGAUCAACUGGGCCGCGAUGUUUUCCACCUUCAUCCAAUUUGACUCCUUAAGCAUGGAUGUCAUUACAAUAGACGCCUCAUAUGUGCAGAGGCAGAGUGUACAGCAACUACGCCUCUCUCCUGGCCAGCGAUCCGAUGUCUUGGUAACGAUCCCGGACGACGCUGGCCGGAAUAUCCCGUAUUUGGUUGUCCUGGACAUAAACGUCGACUACACAGAGUCGAACCCCCCGAGGCCGAUUGAAUACCCGUACAAUUUCACGGGGAUGCUGGUAACAGACUCUAGCAAGGACACUAGCGGGACACUGAGCAUACAGUCCCUCGAUCCCUUCGACGACGCCCGCCUCAAGCCGUACGACAACCAGAAUGCCCACAGCCCCGUCGAUAAGCAGUGGGUGCUGGACUUCGACUACUGCCACGAUGCCAACGGUUACCCUCGGGCGUGCUUCAAUAACUCGACCUAUGUCGCGCAGCCGGUCCCAUCCCUGUAUACUGCAACGUCGUUGGGAGAGAACAACACGCAGAUCGAGGCUUACGGACAGGUUGGCAUCUUUCUCGUAGAGUAUGGCGAGGUCCUCGAGAUCAUCCUCAACAACCACGACGACGCCAUCCACCCUUUCCACCUGCACGGACACCAAUUCCAAAUCAUCGACCGUCCGGCGAGCAAGGCCGGUAACUGGGUAGGACAUGUUAAUGCUAAUAACGUACCGCCGAAGAGAGACACGGUGAAUGUCAACCCUAAGUCGUAUGUGGUGCUCCGUAUCAAAGCUGAUAACCCGGGCGUCUACCUAUUCCAUUGCCACGUAGAAUGGCACGUUGAGAUGGGCCUCACCGCCACCCUCCUCGAGGCUCCCGACCGACUCCGCAACUACACGAUCCCCCAAGACCAUCUAGAAGCCUGUGGUGCGUUAGGCAUACCUACUACGGGUAACGCGGCCGGAAACUUGGAUUGGCACAACCGGAAUGGCUUCGCUACGGUACCCCCUAAGACCUACAUUGGGUAAGUUCCGCGAUGUCAGGGUCCCUAAGCGGGUCUAAAAGCUAACCUCUACCGUGCAGUUCUCUAUACAACAGACACGGU